UGAUGAGGAGCAACUAACGCAGACCUCCCGCCCGAAGAUGAGUCAGGGGCCGAACCUCGUCCUCCAGUGGCUGUCCAAGCUCCAUCUCUCCCAGUACGUGGAGUCCUUCCUGGACAACGGCUACGACGACCUGGAGGUGUGCAAGCAGAUCGGGGAGCCGGACCUGGACGCCAUCGGGGUCCACAUCCGGUACCACCGACACCGGCUGCUCACGGCGGUGGCGGCGCUGAGGGAGGACGACGACAGGAAGGCUCCGGGCUUUUACUUCACCCUAGAGCCGCUGGACGCCUCUGCUGGAGAGUUGGGGCCAUUGAGGUCGCGCUCCGUGACCCCGGGGGUGCACCAGGCCUCGUGUCCCGGGAACCACAACCUGAGAUUCACAGAUUGCAUCGACUUUGUGACUUACCCUAAACUGAAGCUCAAGGUUCUGAUCAGGGACAAACUGGCCAAGGACGGGAUCAACCUGGGACGAGCGCCGUACACCAGCAAGGAUGGCUCCGUGGGGAACCUGGACCAGCUGGCGCAGGAAUACUCGGAGUACUACGGCACGUCGCUGAGCGACGUCUGCGAGAGGAUGGAGGAGCUGCGUAAGCGGCGCCUGUUGCAGGACGCCGAGAUGGGAAGAGAGGACCCGUCGGCCGCGUCGCUGCACCUCCGCUCUCAGAUCCAGGAAUCUCUGGGACUCAGCAGCUGCACGUCGACCCCAGAGACCGAAAGAAGGUUUCCUGUUCACAAAUCCAGCUCCGACGAUGGAUCAGGAGGAAAAUGGGACGCGAAGAGGAAGAGCAAAUCUUUCUGGCAGAGUUUCCGUAAGUCUCAGAAAGGAGCGGUGCGUCAGAUUUCCAAAGGGGACGACGUGGGUUUCGUGGCCAGUGAAAUCACCAUGAGUGACGAAGAGCGGAUCCAGCUGAUGAUGAUGGUGAAGGAGAACAUGAUCUCCAUCGAGGAAGCUCUCGCCCGGCUGAAGGAGUUUGAGAGCCAGAACCGGCAGACGUUCAGGUCCGACGCCCCGGACUCGCCCGACCCCUCCAGCCCCGGAGCCAACGAGUCCUUCGGCUGCAACCCCGGUGACCUGUCUGACAACGAGGAGGAGCUGCUGACCUUCAGGAGGCUCCACAAACUGGUCAACUCCACCCGGAAGGUCAAGAAGAAGCUGAUCAGAGUGGACGAGCCCAAACGACCGGGAGCAGAAGAGAUGCUGCCUGUGGACGGUCUGCCCUGCGGAGACGCCUGCGUGUCCCUGUCCUCCGGCGUGUCCCUGUACUCCGGCGUGAAGAAGCCGGCGGUUUUCCCCGUGGACUCGCUGGCGUCGGCUCUGCAGGAGCAGCUGGCCGACGAGCCGGACUCCGACAGCCUGACCACCUCGCCCUCCUCCAGCAGCCUGGACACCUGCAGCGGACACAAGUUCUUCCGGGCCUUCGGCAGACCCGGCGGGAGCCCCGUCCUCCCGAAGGUUCCCGGGGAGGCGAGGGAGGCCGGCGAGGGAUCCUCCGAAACCGACGGCUGCAACGACGACGAGCCCAAGCUCGCCCGCUCGGCCACGGACGGAGAGCUGCGGCACCGCAUGCUGGGCUCGCUGAGUCUGCACGGGAGAGCAUGCAGCUUUGGAGGAUUCGACCUGUCCAGCCGCUCGGCGGACGCCGUCUCUCCCGGCGGUGAAAGCAUGACGCAAGACGGAGACGCCGCCGCGAGAGAAGGGGUGAAGUCUCCGCCGAUGUCGCGCAUCUCCCUCGGCAAAAAGGUCAAAUCCGUGCGUGAUACGAUGAGGAAGCACAUCUCCAAGAAGUACCACUGCUCCCUCUCCGAGCAGUCGAGCCCGGACCGCAUGUCCAGCUGCCCCCACUCGCCCCCGACGGACUCGGACUCGCUGGAGAAACCCAAGCUGAAGCUGGGCGGUUCCGUGGAGAGUCUGCGCAGCUCGCUGAGCGGCCAGAGCUCCAUGAGCGGCCAGACGGUCGGCACCACCGACUCGUCCAACAGCAACAGGGAGAGCGUGAAGUCCGAGGACGGAGAGGAGGACGAGCUGCCGUACCGCGGGCCGUUCUGCGGACGCGCGCUGGUCCACACCGACUUCACGCCCAGUCCCUACGACAGCGACUCCCUCAAGCUGAAGAGCGGAGAUGUCAUCGACGUCAUCAGCAAGCCCCCGAUGGGCACGUGGAUGGGCUUGCUCAACGGCAAAGUCGGCACCUUCAAGUUCAUCUACGUGGACGUUCUGAACGAGGAGGUGAAGCCCAAGAAGACGCGCAGGAGGAGGAAGGCCCGGCAGCCCAAACCCACAUCGGUGCAGGAGCUGCUGGAUCGCAUCAACCUCAAGGAGCAUCUCCCCACCUUCCUUUUCAACGGCUACGAGGAUCUGGACACGUUCAAGCUCCUGGAGGAGGAGGACCUGGACGAGCUGAACAUCCGGGACCCGCAGCACCGAGCCGUGCUGCUGACGGCCGUGGAGCUGCUGCAGGAGUACGACGGGAGCAGCGACCCGGAGCGGGGCGGCAGCCAGUCCGGAGGCUCGCAGGAGAAGCUGCUGCUGGACCGGCGCGGCGUCCUGGGGGACUCCCCGCGGGACUCGGGCUGCUACGAGAGCAGUGAGAACCUGGAGAACGGAAGGGACAAACAGACGGCGUCGGCCGUGAGCAGGUCUUCGUCUGGAUUUGAGUCCAGCCACCUCCCGUCCCCCGAGCUCCCGGCCUCCCCCCGGCUCCUCGACCCCCGACUCCUCGCCGCCACUCCGUCGCUCCAGGGUGAAGCUGAGCGUCUCCUCCUCCGGAGUCGGAGCUGCGAGGAGUUGAGAGGAACCUCAGCGCCGAGUCCUCUACCACGGCCACGGCGGCGCUGCUCCUCCCUGGAGACGGAGAGGAAACGCCGCGGCGCUGAAGACUGGAACCUGCCGGCCGGCGACGAGGCCGAGGUUGACCUGAGGUUGACCUGAGGUUGACCUGAGGUUGAACCUGAGGUUGACCUGAAGCCGGAGUCAGACUUCACCUGAGCAGCGAAGGUCGAGCACGCCCGCCGCCGCUGUCGGACGCCGGCGGCGUGAUGCCCCGAGGCUUUUCUGAGAGAGUUCUCAAAGACUUACAUGAGAGUUAAACCAGAGACGUUCAAUAAACUCUACAGCCCACUCCGGUUGUGUUUCCUGUAUCUGUGUCACGUGGGUUUCCCCACUGCCCCCUUUAGGAGACUAACAGCAGAUCCUGAGUCUAUUGAGUCCUAUGGGAAAAGUGAACGUGAGCACAGAUUAUUACCAAUUCCUUCGCCCCAUAGUAACCUAAGUAAAUAUGGGGCCCAUUUUUCAAAAGCCACAAACCUUCUGAACAUUCUGACACCAACAUGGCAAUUUUUAGACCGACAAAUUAGGAGAAAAUGAACUUUGUUUGAGACCUGUCUCUGUCUGAGCAACACACUCUCGCCAGAUUUGGCUCUCAUUGUUUUCCCAUCGGAUAAAAUGAAGUUUAAAACUAAAAUAAAACUUGCUUCUUUGCUUAAUAAUACAGUUAUUUUUAUUAUUUAAGUCUUUUUGGAAGAAAGUUGUACUGUAUCUAGUGUUGUAUGUUCCAAAACGAUGUGGGGAGAGGGGCGGCCACGCCCACUUAGGAGACAGGAAGUGUAAACCAUUUCAUACCAUUGGCAGAAACGGUAAUGCGCUAUCUUCUGUAUAGAGGAUCUUUGGACGUACAUGAGAGUUAAACCGAAGUGGAAACACGAAACUCCGUGUUUAUGUGCCGAAAUCCACGUUUACGUUCAAAACAUAACGUCUUCAGACUGUGUAAGUACAGGACUUUCUCCGAAAAUUAGAAUAUUGUGAUAAAGUUU
This is a messenger RNA of Cololabis saira (Pacific saury), 3810 nucleotides long. RefSeq names its product SAM and SH3 domain containing 1b (gene sash1b). NCBI's taxonomy places the organism in Eukaryota, Metazoa, Chordata, Actinopteri, Beloniformes, Belonidae. The transcript has 18 exons. The coding region runs from base 38 to 2929 and encodes 963 amino acids. Gene Ontology annotation, molecular function: protein binding. The record is from RefSeq and is a predicted model, not a curated record.